GCGUUGGGCUGAUUGGUUCAUCGCUUGUCUCGGCACCGUUCGGCUUCUGCGUUUAGGCUUUGGGGGCUGUUCUGGGUAUUUUCGUCGCCGGGCCUGGCACUGCCCUUUCCCCAGCACCGCGGCACACCCCAGUCCCGUGGCUUGGACAGCGGCUACUGUCGCCCCAUCCCUGAUUUUCAGCUCCCACAAAGCCGGAGGCGCUAGGGAUAUGCACGCUGUGCUGUGCAAACCCAGCCCGGCACAGCUGCCCAAGAAACCAAGCCAUGCCACCCGCCAGCAAAAGACCGCCGGACUUUGCGUGGGGAGGCAGCCGCUAGGCUGAGCAUAGGGUCUUGGCGCAGCUCUCCAACGUAUAAGCAGGGCUGCUGCCGUUCCCAUGGGUUCCCAUGCCUCGGUGCCUUGGGAACGUCGAUACGACUCUUCGAACCAACACCCCAUCACCACCACCACGACAAAGCCAUUGUUAUAUACGCCGUGGUCCGACCCAGGAGUAGCCUGGGUAUAUACGUUAAUAUAGACUCUGGCCCGAUCGCCGUCAGACGAACCACCCGCAGGGAACCAUGUCCAAGCGAACCACAUACACAGAAAUCAGCCCGCUCCCGUCAAACGUCACGCGGGAGCUGGUGCUGGACUUUCUGCACAACCAUGUCGAGAUGAUCGAUCUGAACCCGCUCAUCAAGGAGCGGCACCCCAUCCCCGUCCCCGCCGACGCCCCCACCGACGAGCGCCGGUGUGCGUGGUACUCGCUGACCGACGAGAUCAGCUACCUGCCCGGCGGCAUCGUCACGGGCGACAUCUCGUACACGGCAGCCUUCUCGGACCUGCCCAACGGCAUCCAGACUCACUGCCGCGCGCCCCUGGGCGUCGACAUCCGCUCCCGCUGGACCCUCAACGGCUAUCUGCCCGGCGAGGUCCCCGAGCGGACCGAGAUCGGCAUCAAGGCCCCCGCCAAGGGGCUCUACAUCCGCGAGGACGUCGAGCUGCGCUGCAACGUGCUCAUGGCCUCCUUCGUCAAGAAGACCACCAAGCGCGCCCACAUGACCCUCGUCACCACCCUCCUCCGCAAGGCCGGCAAGGCCGCCACCGACCUGGCCGCCACCUCGGCCGGCUUCUCGACCGCCUUGUUCGCAGCCGCCUCGCCGCCGGGCGUCAGGUCACACCGGGGCUCCAGCGUCGGCAGCGCUCCGGGGUACACCCCACCGCGGUACAGCCCGCGCCCGUCGUCGCUGAACCCUUCUCACAAGGCCAGCAGCAGCACCACCACGGCUACUGCCACCACCUGUCGGGCGCACGCGCACAGCCUAAGUGAUGGCACCGGCAGCAAUGGCCCACACAGGAACGGUCACGGCCAAUGUGCGUCUCUAGGCGGCUCGCCCGCCGGCACGCCGCACAGGUCGCUCUCCCCGGCACUCGGCGGCGCGUGGCCGCAGCCCGUCAGCGCCGACUCGUCCUACUACCCGGCGCAGCGCCGCUAUUCGCCCAAGACACUACCCAUGUCGCCACCACAGCAGCAGCCGCGGCGCUCCUACGAGAGCGAAAAUCCCGACGUCCCCACCCUCUUCCGCCCCCCGCGGGCGCCCCUGGGCUCGCCCCCAGUCACGGGUGGUGACUGGCAUCGUGCCUCGCUCGACAGCGCCAGCGUGCCCGCGUUUUUCCGCACGCCACAGGCCCCGCUGCCCUCCCCUCCCGUCUCGGGCGGGCGGCCCCGCUCAUCGUCGGACCGCAGCGGCUUUGGCGGCCCCGACGACGUGCCCGUGUUCUUCCGCCCGCCGCUGGUCUCGCUGCCGUCGCCUCCCAUAUCGGGCGGGCUACCGCCGUUUUCGGGGCUCGGCGGCGGCGGCGACGUCCCCGCCAUCUUCCGUUCUCCCCAGCCGCCCCUCCUGUCUUCUCCCCCCGCCGGCAGCAGCACACACCGGGCCUACUCGCCGCCGCCGCCGACGUACACGCCGAACCUGAUGAUGGCGCCAUCGGCCUGCAGCGCGGGCAACACGCCGGCCGCGGCUGUGCCGCCGUCCCCGGUGUCGAGCAUCGGGGUCGAAGACUUCGCGACCACCGCCUCCAAGGGCAGCAGCAGCGGCGGCGGCGACGAGACGGUCGUCAUCAGUGGUCUCGGCCUGCGCACGGACAGCGGCAAAAGCGGCAUCAACCCGUUCCCGAACCCGCUGCGCAUCUCAAAGUCCAACUCCAACGCCAGCAGCAUCUACCCGUCCUCGAUCCGCCUGGUGCCCCAGGACGACGACGACGAGCACGAUUUGGACUCGCCCCAGUCGGCGGCGCGGCCCAAGUCGGGCGGCUUCUUCUACCCGGAGAUGAACCCGUACGAGUUCAACGACGCCGACGACGACGAGGCUGACAGCCUCUCGGCAGCCAUCGACAGGGCCGCACGCAACGCGGCGGACGCGGUCGAGACGGCCUCGUUCACCUCGUCGGUGGCGUCUACCCCCACGGGGCGGGCGUCUUCGCCAUUGGCCCGGCAGCAGCAGCAGCCCUUCUUUGCCGAGCUCGAGGGCAGCGAGGCCCGGCCCGAGGCCAGCAGCCCGCGGCUCAUGAUGAUGCGCAACUCGGCCCAGUACGACUCGCACCCGCUGGCCCUGCGGCCCGGGUCGCUGGGCGCGUCGCCUGUCAACUCACCGCUUGCGCUUCACGAAUUUCACUGAACUGUUUGUUUUGUCUUCUUCUAUGGUAUGACUGUUAUGAUUGGCUGGAUUAGAUCAGACAGCAUUGACUGCUUCUGGAUUCUUUGGUUUGCUCGUUCGUUCUGGAGACGAAAGGAAGUAAAAAAAACCAUCAGAGAUACCCCUUUAGAGGAUACAGAAAGACUGCCUGGCCUUUAUGAGUAUACAUCAUAUCAUAUUCUGCGCCGGAUAACGGCACAUGCGGAUAAAUAUUAUUGCUCUUUACUACCUAUGAUCAGUCCAUGUGAACCCAGGAGCAAACCUAGCAGGGUCACGAGCGAGAGGCGAGAAUAAAGAAAGCCGAUAAAGGUGAAUUGAGCACUUGCUGACUACUAUGUGUUGUGGGCCGG
Messenger RNA from Gaeumannomyces tritici R3-111a-1, 3025 nucleotides. RefSeq lists its product as hypothetical. The transcript has a single exon. The record is from RefSeq and is a predicted model, not a curated record. Lineage: Eukaryota; Fungi; Ascomycota; Sordariomycetes; Magnaporthales; Magnaporthaceae. The coding region runs from base 561 to 2657 and encodes 698 amino acids.